This is a messenger RNA of Mucor velutinosus, 2193 nucleotides long. Its product is annotated as electron carrier. The coding region runs from base 1 to 2193 and encodes 730 amino acids. The record is from RefSeq and is a predicted model, not a curated record. The transcript has a single exon. NCBI's taxonomy places the organism in Eukaryota, Fungi, Mucoromycota, Mucoromycetes, Mucorales, Mucoraceae.
AUGAUGGAAGUCGCUAAGCAACUGAUCAACGAGAACCAAGCGGGCUUCGUACCUGGGCGGUUCAUUGCCCAAAACGCUCUGCGGUGUCAGGUCAUAAUGGAAGAUGCUGAACGAACCAUGAACUUGGCCAAGAAGAACAAUGUGAUACACCAAAUGCCCAAAGUAAUUGACCUUAGUCUUGAUCAGGAAAAAGCGUACGAUCGAGUUAACCUCUCGUACCUUCAAACUGCACUCAUUACUUACGGCUUCCCUGCUAAUCUUGUCCGCUGCAUCAUCAACAUGAUGGGCCAAAAUCUCUUGCGCAUCAAUGUGAAUGGUUACUUUACCGAAGAUGUUCCCAAGCUGCGAGGCUUAAAGCAAGGUGACCCCAUUUCCUCUAUUUUGUACAAUUUGGCUAUUGAACCCUUUCUGCGGUCUAUUCUCAAUGAUCCAUUAUACCACGGCUAUCAAAUGCAGUAUGCAACUGACUAUCCCAACUAUAAUGCUAAUGACCCUUUAGUUCAUGUGUCAAAAAUCCUAUGUUACGCUGACGAUGCUUUUGUAUUUGUUCAAGACCUUCCUGAUCUGGCAAGACUCGAGUACCACUUAGAUGUCUAUUGCAAUGCAACCAAUGCCAAGAUUAACUACAACAAGGUCGAAGCUAUCUCGCUCUCUGGUCAAAACACAUGGUCAUAUUGGCAAGCACGACUCUCAGAAAUGAAUAUCACAAAAUUCACAUCCAACAAGGAUUCCAAUCCAGUGAUCUAUCUCGGGUUUCCUCUGCUGCAAUCGGUUCAACAACGUGAAGUAUUUAUCGGUGGUCUUGUCGACAAUCUCCGGACAGCUACCAAAAUCCACAGUGUAAGAAGUCUCUCCGUCGUUGGCAAAGCUACAGUGCUCAACAGUUUGAUUUUGUCCAAAUGCUGGUAUGUACUACGAGUAACUCCGUUUGCUCAAAGUAAUGUUCAAGCUAUUCAGUCCAUUUGCACCAAGUUUCUACGAAAAGGCAUCUUUCCUGUUAUCCCCUGGGCCACAUGGACCAAGCCGAAGCCAUUAGGUGGAUUAGGUGUUCUGGAUGUUGCUCUGCAACAAUCAGCCCUAUACUUUCGUUGGGUUCAACCGCUCCUCCAUCCCUCUGACUCGCCCCACAUCCUAGAUCUCAUGCUGGUCAUGCUAGUGAAUAAGCAAAAUCAGAGUGCGCAUGUGCAGGUUCCGUUGCUCUUUCCCCUCACACGAGCCACUGGUCUCACUAAACAACGCACCAACACGGUAACAAUGAUCUACAAAUCAGUUGACCGCCUCAAACGCAUCAAUGAACCAGUUCACCUCAAUAUUGCUACCGUCUCAAUCCUACCUGUCAAAGCCAUUCUGCAGCCGUCUGCCACUGUCUCCAAAAUGCCGAUUAGGGCCACUCAGUUGCAAGUAAAGGAUCUCUAUCAACCCAAUCCUGACCAACCUCUGCAACUAGAAGCACGAAAAGCACCAACCAUCCCAGCUGACAUUCGACGCGCUUGCAAGAAAAUCCUGAAGCAAAUCAACGAGAACAAAGUACAUAUCCAACCGUACUUUCACCUCAUGCUACAACCCCCUCAGGAUGGCACCAAUCGCACAACCGACAUCUCCUUUAAGCCGUUCAUUGACUCCUAUGACUUCAACAGCCAGCAAGGACUCACACGACAGAUUUCAACCAGAACAUUCCGCACAGCAUGCAUCGAGGCUCACACCUUCAGCAUCGCCAGGUCCAACUGGAAUUUCUUCUGGUCUCUGUCCCUGAACCUUGUCCACCGUAAUGUCAUCUAUCGCUUCCUCACCCACACCAUCCCGACCAAACGCCUGCUACACUACUUUGAGAUAGCUGAGUCACCUCUCUGCCCGAUCUGUGGUAACGAAGAAAAUGUUGUACACUUGCUUUUCCUCUGUUCCAGUAAGGUAUCCAUCUGGAAAGCUAUCAUCUUUGAAUUCCUGUGGCCAACCGUUUCGAUUGGUGAUGUUAUCCAAGCCUGUUCCUCUCUUGACUUUGUAAACAUCAAAUAUGUCUCCAAAUCGUACACCACUGCUCACACGGUCGUACUGGUAACACUUGGCAACAUUUGGCGAGCUCAAGUUCGUAUGAUCUUUCAUUCGACUCCAUUUAUAUGGAUCGAUGUGGUCCAGCAGAUCAAGAACGAGCUUCUUCAACUAGAUGCCCAAACUGAAAUUCACAAACAAUUGUAA